This is a messenger RNA of Colletotrichum fioriniae, 1770 nucleotides long. RefSeq lists its product as uncharacterized. NCBI's taxonomy places the organism in Eukaryota, Fungi, Ascomycota, Sordariomycetes, Glomerellales, Glomerellaceae. The record is from RefSeq and is a predicted model, not a curated record. Gene Ontology annotation, molecular function: protein binding.
AUGGCCAUGAAACACAAACCAGCCGAGAGGACAGACCGCCUGAGUCUCCUGCCAGCAGAGCUCCUCAGAGACAUCAUCGAGUAUGUAGACGUCGCUUCCCACCUAAACUUUGCCUGCACCUGCAAGAAGAUCGCCAAGUGUUCAGCCGGCGUUCUUCGCCAUCACAGAGAAAUCCAUAAUCAGUACGGCGUCAUCUCAGACCUCCAGCCGGCAACUAUACCCACAUUAUUGCGCAAUGUUCUCAUGCACAAGGACCCGUGGAUCACAUGGCACAUACGUUCACUAGAAAUAUGGGGUAGCCGAAGAUUUUGGGAAGACUGGCGGCCGUUCAACCUCGUCUUGCUUUGGCCGCGAGAACGUUUUGACGAACAUGCGCAGCCGUUGGAGUGGCCGUUGGAAGACAAGGAGCGGGGGGAGUACAUGCGGCUUUUUAAAGAUAUAUUUCAUCCGGAUUUCGACGAUACGUGUUUGGCCGAACAACAACUCGACGAGGGUAACGAUGGCAUCCUCAAAAUCUUACUUAUGGCUCUAUGCCCUCACCUGAGUAGUGUGAAAUACAUCCUGUGCGACGAGGGCACCAGAGAUGAUAGCCUGAAAUGGCUCACUUCGCUCAUCGAAAGGAGUCAACUUAUCGGAUCCUGGGCACCAGGGCUACGCGCUCUUCGUGAGGUCUCCAUCGGAGUGCGCUCCGGAACUUGGCUAGACUGCGAUUAUGGAAUCUAUCAUCGCCCCGAUCUCCUAGCAAAUGUGCUCAUGCUCCCCAGCAUCGAUACCGUCUACUUCCACGGCCUCUACGAUUGGGAUGGCGAUCGUAUCAAUGACUUGGUCCGCGGCCUGUCACGCGGCUGCUCAAGCGUACAGCACCUAUUCAUCGAUGGGGCAGGGUUUUUGAGUGCAGGGUUCUGCUCAGCCCUUCUCAACGCCCCUCGCUCCCUCAAAACCCUCUGCCUCCGCGGCAACGUUAGACGUGAUCAGGACUUCUGGGACGAAAUUGACAGAUUCCUGCUCAGUGCCCGCAACGCCCAGGCUGAAUCUCUUGAAAGCUUCAUGCUGUACGGAGCGUGGGGGAUGCAAACUGCUCGCAAAUCCGGCUGUGAGCUGUAUCACCUCCAUUUGCUCGAACUCAACACAUUUCCACACCUCCGGCACGUCUGGCUCGACAACGCCGACCUUCUCAAGCAGGCGGACAGCUACGACAUGUACACGAUACCACAGCUAUGGCAAACUCCCGCUGAAGCAGCGCUCGAGUGGAUUAUCUCCCGCCUCCCUGCGGCGAUGGAGGUUCUCUUCCUGGGUAACUCGGCGGAGCAAAGUGACCCAGAAAAGACAGAGAAUCUCCUCAUCGGCCUUCUCAAGUCGGACAGGUUCCCAAAGUUCAAGGCACUUUUCAUCGAGGACGACGUGGUCCGACGAGACCGGUGCGACCGGGCGCGUUGCUCCAAGCAUAAGCCGCCCAACAACCUUUGCUUCCAGCGCCUCAUAGCCGUUGGUGAGAAGCGCGGGGUCGACGUGAAUUGUACGGCUAGCGGGCCCAAGAAGAGGAUUCACGACGACAAGGAUAUCGGGUUUCCUGCUGGCCCGCAAUACGCGGCCGGGCUGAAGUCUUUGCCCCUAGACCCCUCAAUCGAUGGUUCCGGCGCGCGAGAGUUCAAUGUGUUUGAUGGUCAGUGGCAGCUCAAGGGGUGCGGUAACUGUGGCGAGUGCGAGAAGUGUUUCCAAGCGUACUCUGAAGAGAGUUGGAAGACGAGAGGGAAAGGGAUCGAGACAUGA